AUGAAUCUCAAGAUGGUGAUGGAGGAGAUGACGGGAAGAUAUCUCUUUUGCGCAAGUCAGAGGAUGUACAAGAGACGAUUCAUGAAGUGA
Colletotrichum aenigma is the source of this 90-nucleotide messenger RNA. RefSeq lists its product as uncharacterized. Bases 1 to 90 code for a protein of 29 amino acids. The record is from RefSeq and is a predicted model, not a curated record. NCBI's taxonomy places the organism in Eukaryota, Fungi, Ascomycota, Sordariomycetes, Glomerellales, Glomerellaceae. The transcript is spliced from 2 exons.